Messenger RNA from Seriola dumerili (greater amberjack), 2204 nucleotides. RefSeq names its product claudin-8-like (gene cldn8.1). The transcript has a single exon. The record is from RefSeq and is a predicted model, not a curated record. Gene Ontology annotation, cellular component: bicellular tight junction; plasma membrane. Bases 1 to 771 code for a protein of 256 amino acids. Gene Ontology annotation, molecular function: structural molecule activity. Gene Ontology annotation, biological process: bicellular tight junction assembly; cell adhesion. NCBI's taxonomy places the organism in Eukaryota, Metazoa, Chordata, Actinopteri, Carangiformes, Carangidae.
AUGGCCAACACAGCACUGGAGAUUGUGGGUCUUUUAUUGACCCUGAUUGGGCUGAUUGGGGCGGCAGCAAGCACUGGGAUGCCGAUGUGGCGAGUCACGGCUUUCAUUGGGGAGAACAUUAUUGUGUUUGAGACCCGCUACGAGGGUCUAUGGAUGAAUUGCUUCCGGCAGGCCGACAUCAGGAUGCAGUGCAAGGUGUAUGACUCUCUCCUGGCCCUACCACCUGACCUACAGGCAGCACGGGGGCUCAUGUGCUGUGCUCUGGCGCUGGGUGGCCUUGGUCUGCUGAUCAGUUUGGUGGGGCUGCAAUGCACGUCGUGCAUUGAAAACAACGAUCGAGCUAAGCGACUGGUCCUCAUCAUAGCAGGAAUCAUGAUCUUAAUGGCUUGUAUCUGCGUCCUUAUCCCUGUGUCGUGGACGGGUCACGUCAUCAUCAGGGACUUCUACAACCCCUUGCUGAUCGACGCUCAGCGCAGGGAGCUUGGAGAGGCUCUGUACAUCGGCUGGGUGGCCUCUGCUUUUUUGUUCGCAGGAGGAUGCAUGUUUACUUGCUGCAAUCUGCAGUCUGAAGACAAAGGUUCAGAGAGGUACGUGUACUCCAGGGCCUCCGACUACACAGCCUAUCCUCCACAGCCUCUCCAGCCUCAGCAGCUGGUGCUACUUCCCCAACCACAACCCCGACCACAGCCAGUGCUGUCCAGACACCCAUCAAGUAUCUACACCUACCACUCCAGACACCCCUCUGUACACAGCGGGGUGGCUUAUCUCUGAACACUUAAACUGACUGAGGCAAUGAUGAUCUGUUAUGGUCACUGUAUGCAAGGAAAUUUCUUUUAAAUAUGGGUCUGCUUAGCAGUGCAAUCUAUGACACAUUUCAGCUAUCAACAGAUGUAUUUCAGGUUAAAAAACACAUUUCAAUGAAACAUUUACUGUGAAUGAAAAUGGAUCUGAUUCAUGUGGAUGUCCUUUUGAAACCACCUCUUUUUGUAUAUUAUUUAAGGAGUACAUAACGUCUUCUUAAAGAGCACUAUAACAACCUAUAACAUGAUUAUAACCUUGCCUGUGUAAGCUAAUUCUUUCCAUUACUAUUAUGGGUGUUUUAUUUUAUACUUAUAGCCUUGUUUUUGUACAUCAGUUUAACUACUUUCUAUGUGUAUGUUGUACAUAGCGUUUAACCACUAAGUGACAUGGCACAAGUGUAUUUGCCUUUACUGUUAAAUUGCAAAUUGUUGUUGGCACAUAGCACUAAGCUGUGUAGUUACUAAGACAGUUAAUACUUAGGAUAUUUCAAAACCAAUUUCCUUCAACCUUCAACAUAAACUAUGCCUGAGCUGAGAGCAAAAUUUUACACAACCCCCCUGUACAGCCAGUCCUCAUAUUUUGCUUCUCAGUUUUACCCAGUUUUAGCUAGUUUCAGCCAGUAUUAGACACAUAAUACACAAAAGGCAACCAAAGCAGGCGUGUUACAGGUACUACACUUCAUACAGUAUAUGGUAUAUAUUGGACGGAUUACGUGAGAAUUACACAGACAUUUGAAUCUACAGCUCAAAACAUUGUGUGUAUGUAUGUUUAACAGAAAAACAAUUGUAAGUUUUGAAGUUUGGUAUGAUGCCCUGGAGCACUUGUCAACUGAUGGUACUGAGUAAACAUGAGAUGCAGGUUUAAGGCUGCUUGCUAAAGGUGUGGACACUGAGGCAUCUUAGCCAGAAAGCUUAGUGUUUACGAAGAAACCAGACAGAGACGACCUGACAGCAUGAUCAUGUGAUCAGAAUUUGCAAGUCACUUUGAACUGAGACACAGAUAGUAUUAGGCCAAAUCUUCUGUAGUUAAUUUCCUGGUUGACUCCAGAUUCAUACGUUUGAGCAGUGAGAGAACAUUUCUAUCUCUCUUCAGUCAAGCAUAUUAGUUCUUGUACUACCAGGUCACGUCAUUUCACUUUCAGUGAGUUCAACAGCAAACUGCAUUAAAAUUAUAAUGGUAGAAUGACAAUGUUGUCUCUAUUGUUGCUUAACGUAACACUAAAAUGAAGGAUCUGUUUUUCUAUGUUAUGCCUGCUCAGCAGCACUAGAGUUACACAAUUAUGGAAUAUAUGCAAACUUGUUAUACGAAAUGUUAACUUGUGAUUUAUAAAACUGUAUGUCUGGUCCUCAACAAUCAGUAACUCUAUUUGGACAGUGUGACGAGCUCCCUCUCUGUUUCAUUAA